UUGCAGACACUUUUACAUGUUUUGGAGACCAGACCAGAAGCACUUCUGAAUUAAGAUCUCAGAUCCUUUGAGGUGGCAUCAGGAGCACUGAGAGCAGAAGAUGAGUGAACUUGACCAGUUGCGGCAGGAGGCCGAGCAGCUUAAAAACCAAAUCAGAGACGCCAGGAAAGCAUGUGCAGAUGCAACUCUCUCCCAGAUCACAAACAACAUUGACCCCGUGGGAAGAAUCCAGAUGCGAACCCGGCGGACGCUGAGGGGGCACCUGGCCAAGAUCUAUGCCAUGCACUGGGGCACGGAUUCCAGGCUCCUAGUCAGCGCCUCGCAGGAUGGUAAACUUAUCAUCUGGGACAGCUACACCACUAACAAGGUCCACGCCAUCCCUCUGCGCUCCUCAUGGGUCAUGACAUGUGCGUAUGCACCUUCCGGGAACUACGUGGCCUGCGGUGGCCUGGACAACAUCUGCUCCAUUUACAAUCUGAAGACCCGCGAAGGGAACGUGCGUGUGAGUCGUGAGCUGGCUGGACACACAGGUUACCUGUCCUGCUGCCGUUUCCUGGACGACAAUCAGAUCGUCACCAGCUCUGGAGACACCACCUGCGCUCUGUGGGACAUCGAGACCGGCCAGCAGACGACCACGUUUACUGGACACACUGGGGACGUUAUGAGCCUUUCUCUCGCUCCGGACAGCAGACUCUUUGUCUCUGGUGCUUGCGACGCUUCAGCCAAACUCUGGGACGUGCGAGAAGGGAUGUGCCGGCAGACCUUCACCGGCCACGAGUCCGACAUCAACGCCAUCUGUUUCUUCCCGAAUGGCAACGCCUUUGCCACUGGCUCGGAUGACGCCACCUGUAGGCUGUUUGAUCUGCGCGCAGACCAGGAGCUCAUGACCUACUCGCACGACAACAUCAUCUGCGGGAUCACGUCCGUCUCCUUCUCCAAGAGCGGCCGCCUCCUGCUCGCCGGGUACGACGACUUCAACUGCAACGUCUGGGACGCGCUCAAGGCCGACCGGGCAGGUGUCUUGGCGGGACAUGACAACCGCGUCAGCUGCCUGGGAGUGACCGAUGACGGGAUGGCCGUGGCAACGGGGUCCUGGGACAGCUUCCUCAAGAUCUGGAACUGACGCCCCUGCCAGCAGCAGGAGGACGCCGUGGUGACUGGAAGAGCAUUCCAACCUGGAGCGUCCGUGAUGGCAUUUCAACCCCUACUAACGUGGACGCCCUGCACCGCCCCCAGAACUUCAAAAGGGCAAGAUCUCUCCCCUUCACUUAUUGCUGAAACCAAGAGCACAAUUCCCAUUAAGAGAAGAGUCUGUGCUGUAAACUAAACAAGUCGUGCAUUCCCGCCGGGACCACUGUCUCUGUUUCCUUUUCUUUUUUGUCUUGAAUGAAUUUAAAAGGAAAUACUAUAAUAAAAAUGUUAAUCAGAAGGUAA
This is a messenger RNA of Vicugna pacos (alpaca), 1434 nucleotides long. Lineage: Eukaryota; Metazoa; Chordata; Mammalia; Artiodactyla; Camelidae. The record is from RefSeq and is a predicted model, not a curated record.